Carya illinoinensis is the source of this 1677-nucleotide messenger RNA. Its product is annotated as 4'-phosphopantetheinyl transferase gsp-like. The transcript is spliced from 8 exons. Gene Ontology annotation, cellular component: cytosol. The record is from RefSeq and is a predicted model, not a curated record. Gene Ontology annotation, molecular function: magnesium ion binding; holo-[acyl-carrier-protein] synthase activity. NCBI's taxonomy places the organism in Eukaryota, Viridiplantae, Streptophyta, Magnoliopsida, Fagales, Juglandaceae. Bases 489 to 1448 code for a protein of 319 amino acids.
ACUAGGGGAAAAGUUGGAUUAAUGACUCAUUGUAUUUUUGUUGGGAAAAAUUAAAGAUGAAUAAAUUAUGCUGAAUUCCUAUUUGAGGAGAAGAUCGUCAAAUCAUAUUCAAGCAGCAGAGUCGGCCCAUAAGAUUGAAUUUGUACCGGCCCAGCCCAAAGGAAACGGUUAAGUUCUCAGAUCAUCCAAAAAUCCCGACCCAGUCAAAAAAAAUUAAAGUUAACAAUCUCCUUCGCAAUCACAGAAACGAACCCGUUUAUGGCGCCUUCGGCAAUCUCGCCAAUAGACGCCCUUCUUUCUCUUUGAACUUUGUAACUUGAUAGCCCAAGAAAGCAACGAUCUCAGGGAUUCAAUUCCCCCCAGGGCAAAUUGGAAGCUAUGUGAAAUUCUUCAUUUAUAUAUUUUGUGUGUUGCAGCAGGCUUGUUUAGGGUUUACCAGUCAAGGAAGGCUUAUGUAUCGGAUAUAACCAAACCGUCUCAAGCAGUGAAUGUUGCUCAGGCGUAUUAGGAAUUGCUUCAUGAAUAUACGUUACUUUCAAAGGAACCUAUCUGCUGCUUCAUCCCCGCUGGUCCCAGUACCACUUCCAUCUCGAAUGGAAACCCAUUUGUGGUAUAUAUUACCUAAUGAGGUUAAGAGUGAAACCCUUCUUAAUCAAUAUUUGGAACUUCUGUCGCCGUGCGAGAAAGAAAAUGUUUGCCGCAUGCGUGGAUAUCAGCUCCAAAAGAGAGCCCUGCUAGCUCGUGCACUGGUUCGCACUACCAUUGCAAGAUAUCAGACAAAGUGUCCAGUUCAUCCAAGAUCCUUAAAGUUUAAGAAGAAUAUCUAUGGAAAGCCUGAGGUAGAAUGGGAAGAUGUUGAUGACCGGCAGCUUCCACCAUUGCAUUUCAACAUUUCACAUACCUCUUCCUUAAUAGCUUGUGGAGUGACUGUGAAUUCACCAAUUGGUAUUGAUGUGGAGGAGAAACAACGGAAGUUAAAGAACAAUGUUUUAGCAUUUGCUCGAAGGUACUUUUCUCCUUAUGAAGUGGAACUUUUAACUGCUAUUUCGGACCCUGAAAUUCAGCGUCAGGAGUUCAUAAAAUUAUGGACUCUCAAGGAGGCAUAUGUGAAAGCGUUGGGGAGGGGUUUCUCGGCUGUACCUUUUAAGACCUUUACAAUCUGGUUUAGGACUGCUAUGGAAGGGGAAAUUCGUCUUCCUGGGCUUGGCGAUUCUGAGGCACUUGAUAUAGUCGUCGAUUCUUUUAAUGACCAUGAGAAGCUUACAAACAAUUGGCAAUUUGUGCUCUUGGAUUUGGCGGGUUCUCAUUAUGCUGCCAUAUGCAUUGAAAAGGAUAGAACAACUGGAGGUGAAGGGACCCUUCCAAUGAAAUUUACAGUACGUAGAACCAUUCCUUAUGUUGAAGAUGAAUGUGUUCCUGGUGUCGUAGCAAUAGGGGGCUUGACUUAAAAGCAAUUGUGGAUGGUUCGUAUCUGUAGUGAACCAAACUCUCUGAGCUUGUGUUCUAAAUUAUGUGACUUGAAAGCAAUUGGAAGGCAAAACUUUACAUUCUUUUCAUCAGCAAUUCGCCUCUACAUUGCCCGUAUAAUGGAUACUGCAUUUUGUGAGAGAUUUAUAAUGUACAUUUAUUUCAUUUUUAAAGUUAAAUUCCUUGCAUCCUUGUGAUGAGUUGAAGCCC